Messenger RNA from Mustela erminea (ermine), 1160 nucleotides. RefSeq names its product cysteine rich protein 3 (gene CRIP3). Bases 225 to 839 code for a protein of 204 amino acids. NCBI's taxonomy places the organism in Eukaryota, Metazoa, Chordata, Mammalia, Carnivora, Mustelidae. The record is from RefSeq and is a predicted model, not a curated record. The transcript has 8 exons.
UUUUGGAAGUCCUAACUGCGAAAUCGCCGGCGUCUCCCAGGUGGAAUUGGUCUAAAUUUCUGACAGUCAAUAGGCGGCGAGGAGCUACCGUUUCAGCCCAAUGAGGCUCCCAGCGGAGCCAUGGGCGGGGCCGGCGGAGGGGGCGGGGCCGGCGGAGGGGGCGGGACCGAAGCCCCCCACCGUGGUGCCUACUGUGUGAGGCGCAGGCUGCGCUGAGCGGAGCCAUGAGCUGGACCUGCCCGCGUUGCCAGCAACCCGUUUUCUUCGCGGAGAAGGUGAGCUCCCUGGGCAAGAACUGGCACCGCUUCUGCCUGAAAUGUGAGCGCUGCCACAGCGUCCUGUCCCCAGGAGGGCAUGCAGAGCACAACGGGAGGCCAUAUUGCCACAAGCCAUGCUAUGGGGCUCUCUUCGGACCCAGGGGGGUGAACAUUGGUGGUGUGGGCUCCUACCUCUACAACCCUCCCACUCCUACCCCAGCCAGCACCACUCCCCUCAGCCCCAGCAGUUUCAGCCCCCCCAGGCCCAGGACUGGCCUCCCCCAGGGCAAGAAAAGCCCUCCCCACAUGAAGACAUUCACUGGGGAGACUUCACUGUGCCCUGGCUGCGAGGAACCUGUCUAUUUUGCUGAGAAGGUGAUGUCUUUGGGUAGAAACUGGCACCGACCCUGUCUGAGGUGCCAGCGCUGCCGGAAGACCCUGACUGCUGGGAGUCAUGCUGAGCAUGACGGCGUCCCCUACUGCCACAUCCCCUGCUACGGCUACCUGUUUGGCCCCAAAGGUGUGAACAUUGGUGAUGUGGGCUGCUACAUCUAUGACCCCGUGGAGAUAAAAUCCAAAUGAGACGCUCACAGGAGAGGUCACUCUAACUCAGGCCACAUACCAUCCCCUCCAUGGUUGAGUGGGAGCUACAGAAUUCUUCAGUCCCACGGUGGGGAAUAUGGUCUUCCAGUGGCCUGGGCCUAGGCUCCAUGGUAGACCAGGGAGCCUAGACCUUGCUGAUGCCUCACUUCUUGUUCCCUUCUGGCCAGGAGGACACAGACCACCACAUUUUAAAGGGUGUCCUCCCGGCCUUCCCAGUCCCUUUCCCUAGCAAAUUCUGUAAUUUCAAGGUACUUAAGAAACGUGUUUAUUCUGGCUUCUCCAAUAAAACGUUGGCUCCCA